Messenger RNA from [Torrubiella] hemipterigena, 3435 nucleotides. Lineage: Eukaryota; Fungi; Ascomycota; Sordariomycetes; Hypocreales; Clavicipitaceae. The record is from the annotation of a GenBank genome assembly.
CGCCAAUAUUUACCACUUCCUCUGUUGCCCUCGUCAUCCUUCUUCCACUGGACAACAGAUAGGUAAUAUGGCUGCUUUGCUUCUAAAAAUACGCCUGCAUCGCACCUUGCAUAUCUGAUCACCCCCUUCCGGUGCAUUCAUCCGCCCGCCUCAGAGCACCCCAACGCGCUGUAGCCGGCUAAUUCGGGGCGACGGCAGCAAAAACCCUGACAUCACCAGCACAGUUCGUCAACUCGCCCGUUCCCUUUUUUCCCGUUUUGCUUUUCUACAAUACCGUUUUCGUUUUCCCGGACCUGCGUAAGCUAUUACUAGUACUGAUACUGCUGCUAUUUGCCUUUUUGUUCUUUAAUUGUCGACUUGGCCUCGUCGUUUCUUCAUCGGCGUUUAUACACUGCGGAUAGUUCGGAUCAUUAGAGUGUACCAAUAGCACCACCACCACCACUACCACCACCAGCAGACCACUGCCAACGUCAAGGCAUUACGCAUCGCCGUCGAGCCACCACCCAAGGCAAAAAAAAAACACACGACACUGGAAGGCGUUCCAACAGAAUUCGCCCUAUCCGUCUGAGGAUAAAAAACACACGCGAGAGUAUAUAUUAAUCCGACUGGAAGCGACAACCCGACAAGAGGAUCGCCCUCAUACAACCUCACAGCCUUGCUUAUACGUGCUGCUGCCGCUUACACUCUUCGCCCACACACGCCCAGCAUCACCACCACAGCCCGUUCACGAUGCAUUCAGCCAUCGUCCUGGGCCUCGCUCUCCUCUUGGACGCGGCCAAUGCUGCCCCCCAAGCGCAGCCGCGCGUGCUAGCCCUCGACAUUGAGCGUGAUGCUGCCACCCGCCACAUUCAACAGAAACGCUCGUCACCCAUCCAAGCAUCCAUUAGCAAUCAACAAACCCUCUACUUCUUCAACGUCAGCGUCGGCACGCCGCCACAACAGGUCCGACUCCCCAUCGACACCGGCAGCUCCGACAUGUGGGUGAACACGCCGACAUCACGGACAUGCACGAUCCAGCACUCGCUGUGCUCAGCAGCCGGCGUCUACAGCCCCAACUCGUCAUCCACAUACAACUACCUCAGCAGCAACUUCAACAUCACCUACGGCGACGGCACCUUUGCCAUUGGCGACUACGCCACCGACACCGUCGCUUUUGGAUCGACAACGCUCAAAGACUUACAGUUCGGCAUCGGCUACAGAAGCACAUCGGCCCAAGGCAUCCUAGGCAUCGGAUACACCGCCAACGAAGCCUCCGUCUCCACGGGCGACGGCAAGUCGUACCAGAACUUCCCGGCCAAGCUAGCCGCGCAGGGCACCAUUGCGUCCAACGCAUACUCCAUCUGGCUCAACGACCUGGCUGCAUCAACGGGCAAGAUCCUCUUUGGCGGCAUCGACAAGGCGCAGUACCAUGAGCCUCUCGUUGCGCUGCCCGUCCAAAAGUCCGCCGGCAACCAGUACAAGGAGUUCCUCAUCACCAUGACGGGCUUUGCCCUCAACGAUACCACCGUCCAGAACGACAUGGCCCUUGCUGUGCUUCUCGACACAGGCACCAGUCUGACAUACCUGCCCAAUAACAUUGUCAGCCAGGUCUACGACGCCCUCGGCGCCACCUGGGACCAGGGCCAGGAGACGGCCUUUGUGCCGUGCCAUCUGGCAAAGUACAACACAACGUUCACCUUUUCCUUCUCGUCGCCGGCCCGCAUCACCGUGCCCAUCUCGGAAAUGGUCAUCAAUGCGACAAACUCGCGCGGCCGCGAGCUCACGUUCACCAACAACGAGGCCGCGUGUAUUCUGGGCAUCUCGCCUGCCGGCGAAAACACCAUGAUUCUCGGCGACACGUUCCUCCGCAGCGCGUACGUCGUGUACGAUCUCGAUAAGAACCAGAUCUCGCUGGCCCAGAGCAAGGUCGGCGCUACCACGGGGUCCUCGACCUCGGAUGUCGUCGAGAUUGGAUCGGCCUCGGCUUCUGUCACAACGGCUGCCACGGCAGUUAGUGCAAAGUCGGGGGUGCCGUCGGCAGAUAGCGGCGCUGCUGUCGUAGAGAAGCGGAUGGGCUUGAUGAUGGGUGCUCUGGCAGCCGCUGUAUACAUUGCAUUGUAAGGCACGUGUGGCUGUGGCUGCGGGUGUAUUUAGGGCAUAUGGGUGUAUCUUUUGUUAUUCAUUACGGCGUUCUAUUUUUGGGAGGGGGUAGCCAGCGAAUCGGUUAUUUCAAUUGCUUUCUGCGGGUGGCUUUACUUUUUUUCUGCUUACGAGAUAUGAAGAUACGGACAAACUUUUAGAUGAAAACUGCUUUUCUUCUUUCUUGGUAUUUCAGUGGCGUACGUAUGUUGUGAACCUGUGUGCAUGCACCUGUCUUCGUUUUUUAGUGAAGAAACUAUCAGUGACAUGAGAUAUCAGAGUUGUGAAUGUGUAUUAUUCCAGCUUCCAUAUACAUAAAUACAAUAUAUAUAAUACAAUUGUCAUAAACGCCUAUGCAUUGUUGUUCCAGCCACUCUCGCCAGUGAGAAACGCCCAUGGGUCGCCGCCCCCUUCUACCAACGGGUUCAAAACGCCGUCUUCUAGUGGCCACAGCGGGCCACUAAUCUUAUCCUGGAACGCCGAAAAGUCAAUUCUGUUUUCCUCUGCCGUGUUACCCAGCCCGGUAGGCGUGUGGCCAGAUGCGUCGCUGCUACUCGAGAGCUCUGCUACCGCGGGAGGCUGUCUGUGUGCCGGUGACGAUACACUCGAUGGCGUCGAUCGAUCGGGAAGUAUAAUGGGAUUAUUGGACGGCGUGAUUCCCGAUGCAAACGUCUCCGUCGUGCUGUCCAUGGUCCAGCCGUUGCUGAAAAAGUCGGCCUUGAGAGCCUCGGAUACCGGUGUCCAGCCUGCUGUUGCCGUUGCUGUUGACGACUCGUUUCGCCGCUUGCGUUUGUGUGAUGGUUCAUCAGGCGCGCUCAUGUUUCGGUUGACUGCGCCCAUCAUGGGCUGGUAAAAGUCGACAUCGAUGGGGUUUGUUGGGGUGGUCGCGGAGCAUCCAGACAUGAGUGGCAGCCGCUGGUUGCUGUACGCCGGUUCUGCCGGGAACGCAGUUCCAAUCGGAUUCCCCAGUGGUAGCUUACCAGGCAGCACAGGGCUGACUGUGCUGUGUUUGGAGAUAUGGCUGCGCGCGACAAGCGGGAUGUUGGCUGAGAACUGGCCCAGGUGCUGCCCAUACUUUUUCAGUGUAGCAAUGUGCACCGUAGUACCAAGGCCAUUGCCUUGAAUAUCGAUACAGGUCUGCUGUAGAAAGGCCUGUGUAAUUCUAUGGUUACGGCUGAUGGCUUCCAUGCCGCGUAUGAUGAUUUCCAGAUUGGCUGAGUCGACGGGAUUUACAACCUUGGUUGGGGUCAUCUUUGCAAUGUAGAUGUAUACCGUAGAUGCGCAGUAUAGUGCUAGUGAACAUAGCGGUGAUCUCUG